This is a messenger RNA of Misgurnus anguillicaudatus (oriental weatherfish), 2851 nucleotides long. RefSeq lists its product as uncharacterized. Gene Ontology annotation, cellular component: nucleus; Golgi membrane; cytoplasm. Gene Ontology annotation, molecular function: ubiquitin protein ligase activity. NCBI's taxonomy places the organism in Eukaryota, Metazoa, Chordata, Actinopteri, Cypriniformes, Cobitidae. The record is from RefSeq and is a predicted model, not a curated record. Gene Ontology annotation, biological process: Golgi organization; protein polyubiquitination; membrane fusion.
UGUGUGUGUGUGUGUGACGAAAAUAUGUGUAUGUAAGAGAAGAAUGUAUGUGUGUGAGAGAGAGAGUAUAGUUGAAACGGAAGGCGUAUAGUGGAAACGGAAGGCAGGUCAUGCGCGAUCAGGGUCACGCAACACGCGGUGGGGUCCUCAUCAACAACAUGGCUGAGGUAGAUGAGGCGGCCACAGGAGCCCUUCAGCAAGCUAUUGGGGUUUUAAGAAAUAUUUUAUCAUCUCCUGAAACGGUAACAUCUUUGGCGUCGUCCCUUGAGCGACCAAGGACAGGCUCAUCCACACGUAAUACUACGUGCAGGACGGUGGAAAGUGAGAUGAUGUCACUUUUCAGGCCUGGCAGCAGCAACUCACAAGUCGCUUCGGCAGGGCAAGCUGCUAACGUUACUCAAGACCAAAGUGGAGGAUUGCGGCAAUCUUUGCGAUAUCAAACUCAGAAACACUUUGGCAACUGGAGAUCCCGGCCAAGGAAAAGGCCCAAAACACAUUUUCAUGACACUUUCAACAAAGAUGUCAUCCUUCUUCCAACACCAUCAAACAGUGUUGUUGUCAAGCAUCGUGAAAAGCAACAGUUACAUGAACAAGGACAUAUAUUGAAUGGAUUUGAAUUUCAGAAAUCUUGGGACCACAAGACUGUCAUUGAACAAAUAAGGGAUGCCUUUGGAGAAAAGCUCUCUGCUGAUGUGAGCAUAGAGUUUCUGAUGGCUUGUGGCCAUAAAUUGAUUUCACCCAAACUGCGUGCUGGACAGGAGCUGGAUGCAAGUCUUAUACAUAAAAUAUAUAAAUCAAAAGCCCUGUACAUUAGACCAUCAAAGGCAAUUUUGGAUGAUAUUACAGACAGUGAAGACAGCAACUAUGAGGAAAACGCUGGUUCAGAGAGGCAGCUGCGUUCCUCAUCUUUAACACAACAUAGACCCUCUGACAGUUUCACCAGUACGAUGGCUGCCGCUUCUGGCUCACCACCAAACUGCACUCUGGAAGUUCAACCUUUUGCUUUGUCACAUGUGUCUGGAGCAUUAUUCUCUCAAACUCCUGCCUUGACCAAUCAAAGAAGUAUCCCACCCAACCAUAGCAGCAAUUCAGCAAGCAGCUUGUCCAAUCAACUGCCAGUGUGCUCGCUGGAAAUCUGCCCCUCCACCAGUCAGCCUUCUACUUCAUCAUUUAGAGAAACUGUUUCAGUUAAUCAACCUUUGGUGGAUCUUACUGGCCCAAAUUUCUCAAGCUCACCUAACCAGAGCAGUAGUUCUGCAUUACCAUUUACACCAACACCCCAUCAGCCAGGAAACUAUGAUAACUAUCUUUCAGUAAUGUCCGCACUGUCUGACAUGUCUUCUGAUGAUGAAGAAUUGAAUCAGGCCAUACUAGCAAGCCUGCAGAGUGAAAGAAAGACCACAUGUUGUCCAGUGCCAGCGAAAGAUAUUUUGCAAGAUCUUGCAACACAAAUAAACCAUCAGAAGAAGUGCAAGUUUAACAUAAACCGAUCCACAGUCCUAGAUGGAGCCAUCCGAGGUUUUAAAAGAGGAACAUACGAUCCUUGUCACACUAUUUCUGUCAGGUUUUCGGAUGAUAUGGGCGUAGCUGAGGAGGCUGUCGACUUGGGUGGACCAAGAAGAGAAUUUCUAAGACUUCUAAUGGAGGCAUUGCUACUAUCUCCAAUGUUUGAGGGAGAUGAAGAUAAAAUGAACUUGGCCUUUGACAGUAAUGCCAUGAGAGAGGACAGGUACUUCAUUGCAGGCAGGGCCAUAGCAGUUAGCCUUGUACAUGGUGGUCCUCCUGCAGGCUUUCUGUCUCCAACUCUCUUCUCUUCCCUUGUUGAUGGCCCAGAAUUGGCUAAGCCAGUUUUAGAGGAUAUUGCGGACACAGACCUCCGCGAAAAAAUUAAAAGGGUCACUGAGUGUAAAUUAUUUGAAGAGCUGAUAGCAUCAACUGAGCCACUUGAGGAGUAUUUGUCAACUGCUGGCUGCCUGAGGCCGCUGAGGAGGUUGGAAGACAAGAAUCAACUGGUAGAUGACAUCCUGAUGUUCCAAGUGAUACACAGAGUGCGUGGUCCUUUUGAGAGAUUUCGUGAUGGACUGAGAACCCUUGGUGUGCUGGACAAAAUACAAACUGAUCCGGAAAGUUUUCGCACCCUUCUAUGCUGGUCUCCUACAACCCUCACAGCUGAUCUGGUUGAUAGCCUCUUUACUAUUCGUCUAUCUCCAGUUGGCAGCAAUAGAAGGCGUACUGAAGAAGUUGUUGUUCCUUUCUGGAGAGACUACCUUGCAGAUGCGGAAGAUCAAGGAGCACAGAAGCUGGAAACAGUUCUUGCUUUUGCCACUGGAGCCAAUACUGUUCCACCAAUUGGCUUCUCUCCACAACCAUCAAUUGAAUUUCUUCACCAAGAACGUGAUGCAGAAAGCAAUUCUAAGCUUCCUGUUGCAAACACAUGCAUCAACUGUUUGAAGUUACCGCUGCACACAACCUACAAAGACUUUCAAGAAAACAUGGACUUUGCAUUGGGCAAUACCCAUGGUUUUGGAAUAGCCUAAUUUGCUGACAGGCAUCUCAGUAUUAGGCUGAUGUUCAAAGAUCAUUCACACAGUUCAAACACACAAAAAAACUAGUCGGUACCUUAAUGAGUUCAUUGAAACAGUCUUUGUGUCAUGUUAUGGGGAUAUUCGACUUUGUUAACGUUACUUUUGUUGUGUUUUCAUAAGAUGUUACCACUUUGAUGUUAACAAAGAACAGUUCUGAUUUUCAGACCGUGAAGGCAAAAAAUAUCUUGAAAUGUCUUGACACUUACAUGUUUUUGGCACAGUAUUUUAGGGAUGCACGAUAAAUCGCAUGUGAUGGUCAUGCGCAU